UAGUACCGUUGGAUCCGAAUCGGAAUGUCAGAACACCACCGUCUCACGACUCUCACCGAAUACGUUCUGUUUUUUGGUGCGAUCGUGUACAGUUUUUUGACUUCUUAUCGCCAUUGUAGAUUCCAAUACGAAAUCAAAUAGAAAUCCUUCGGUUCAAUUCUUUCUCCCUCUCUCGUUUUUGUUAGGAUCUGUUUAGAGUGUUUUUCUUCUAAAGGGGUUCUCUUGAUGUAUAAAUUUCUGAUACAGUACAAUUGAACCUCCCAGUCUCUCGAUUUGAAUGCUCUGUGUUUCGUUUUUCAUCAUUUCUGCCUGUUAGCUUCUUAGGGUUCCCUGCUCCUCUUGCCCAGAGAUUAUGGACAAUGCCAAGGAAGCUAGCGUUGAAGCGAAAGCUAACGAAGAAAACCCUAAUCCUGCGACGGGAGCAGAACCCGAAGCAGAAGCCGAAGCCGAAGCCGAAGCCGAAGCCGGAUCAGAUUUGCCUGUGACUCGGCAGGCUUCUAGGACGCCGUUCACGAGCCUCAGCCAGGUUGAUGCGGACCUUGCUCUCGCAAGAGCUUUACAGGAACAGGAAAGGGCUUAUAUGAUGUUGAGAAUGAACGGCGAAGCAAGUGAUUAUGGAAGUUCGGAUGCUGGUAGUUUUGCGGAUGAAGACGACGAUGAAGAUGAGGAUGAGGAUGAGGAUGAUGAUGAUGGUCCGAACGAGGAUGAAAAUGCUGGGACUGAUGCGGAAGAAGAUGCUUUUGAUGUGCAUGCCCAUGCAGAUGAAGCGGAUGAUGAUCAGGGUAAUGAAUUCGAUAACGAUGAAGCCUAUGCAAGAGCCCUUCAAGAUGCUGAAGAGAGAGAAUUGGCUGUCCAUUUAAUGACCCUCGCUGGGAUAAAUGACUGGGAGGCAGAAGACACCGAAGACCAUGGUAGUAACUCUCAGGAUACCUGGGAAGAGGUUGAUCCAGAUGAGCUGUCAUAUGAGGAAUUGCUUGCAUUGGGUGAAGUAGUUGGAACUGAGAGCAGAGGACUUUCUGCUGAAAUUAUAGCAUCUUUGCCUUUAGUUAAUUACAAAGCACAAAGCAGUUCGGAUGGAAGUAAUACAGAUCAGUGUGUAAUUUGCCGUUUGGAUUAUGAGGAUGGUGAUGCCUUGACUCUGCUUUCAUGCAAGCAUUCAUAUCACCCAGAGUGCAUAAACAAUUGGCUUCAAAUAAAUAAG
Messenger RNA from Macadamia integrifolia, 1201 nucleotides. RefSeq names its product E3 ubiquitin ligase BIG BROTHER-related-like. The record is from RefSeq and is a predicted model, not a curated record. NCBI's taxonomy places the organism in Eukaryota, Viridiplantae, Streptophyta, Magnoliopsida, Proteales, Proteaceae.